UAAACAUAUACGAAUAGUUACAACAAUAACUUUCCUAUAUUAUUCAAUUUGUUUUCUGUUAAGAAAAUAUGUACACACACAUUUCUCUUGAACUGUACUAAUUCAGAAUGUCUACUGCACAGAGUGGAAUUAUUUCUAUGUUAAAACAUGGAAAUUCAAUUGCAGAUAAACUUGAUGUUGUUGCCCUUAGUAUUUCUUUUAUCAAUGCAAUUAUAAAUCCCCUAUUAAUCAUUUAUAUAUUUGAUAUAAAUUUAGGUACUCAAUCGCUUAGUAUACUAAUAAUGUUACAAAUGACAUUUGAAUGGUUUACAUCAGUUGCUGGGAUACUUUAUAUAUUUAUUCCAGUUAUUAAAACAAAGGAAUUAUGGUUUAAUAUAUUAAUUUGUCAUAUGUGGAGUAGUACAUUUAUGUAUAAUUUAUUUAUUAUGUUUUGUAAGUAUAAUUCUGUUACAAUGUUAAUUGAACGAACUUUUCAAAUUAUUUAUCCAAAUAAAAAUAUUUUAGAUUAUUCACGGACAGUAUUCACAUCAUAUUGUUUUGCACUGAUCUAUGUUAUGGCAAUUAAUUUAAGAUUUACUGUUAUGGUACAAAUGAAUCCACUGGGUGAAUGUACACCUGUUGAUCAAAAUCUAGCCGAUGAUUUACAUCGUAAACAAUUAAUCAUAUUUAGUUAUUUAUGCUUAGCGCUACUAUUAAUUUUACCAGCUGUUAUCAUGGCAACGUGUUAUAUUAUCAUGUUGAUACAUUUUGUGAAAGCAAAACGUGAGAAUAAAAAUUAUAUAGGAUUUGAUAGAAAUAAUUUACAGCAUAUUUUAACCCUUCUAGUUAUUAUUUGGUCAGUUGAAGCAGGAAUAGCUAAUAUACUGGAUAUGAUUGUAUUUUAUGAUUAUCAAAAAUAUAGUUAUACCCAUUUGACACAAACAACGCAUAGUACAACUGAACUUGUACGUAUAUUCAAUUAUGUUACGCGUACAAUCAGUUUAUUUAUUUUUAUAAAACCGAUUCGUAUGCGAUUGAUUGAAGAUGUUUAUUCAAUGAUAAAUUUCUUUUCAAGAAUAUUCAAAUGCAAAAGAAAAGAAAAACGAAUCAAAUCAAAAUCUUUAGAAGCAAAUUACUAACUUUAUUUUCAUGUUGUCAUUGAAAAUUUGCAAAGAAAAAAAACGUUUGCCGUGUUAAACAAAAACGCUUUUGAUUUAUUUUCUAUUUGUGUUUUCGCACCGAAUAAACCUUCGUUUGUUUUAAUUUUUAACUUUAUGGAAAUUAAUUAAUUUAAUCAAUUUCAUGCAUUUAAAAGGAAACAUUUUCAUAUUGUUGUACACAUUUUUGUUGAA
This is a messenger RNA of Trichobilharzia szidati, 1331 nucleotides long. Lineage: Eukaryota; Metazoa; Platyhelminthes; Trematoda; Strigeidida; Schistosomatidae. The record is from the annotation of a GenBank genome assembly.